GUUAGAACAAAGAGCAAACAUGAAAUUCUGUGUAAAACUGGGUACGUCUGCUACAUUUUACAUCACCCAGCAAGUUUAUGGCGAUGCUGCAAUAAGUCGUUCAAGGUGUUCUGAGUGGCACAUGCACUUCAAGAGUGGAAGAAGACUGGAAGACGAUGAGAGAUCAGGAAGACCUUCAACGAGCUCAACCCCCAAAAAUGUUGAAACCAUUCAGCAACUUGUGCAUGAUGAUCGUUGGAGAACAAUACACAACAUUGCUGCCAUUGUUGUUGUGUCAUACAGAACAGUCCAGGCAAUCCUCACAUGUGGUUUGAACAUGCGCCAUGUUCCUGUCAAGUUCAUUCCCAGGCUUCUGACCCAGGAGCAGAAGGAACACCACAUCAAAGUCUGCCAAGAACUCUAA
Messenger RNA from Staurois parvus, 403 nucleotides. The record is from the annotation of a GenBank genome assembly. Lineage: Eukaryota; Metazoa; Chordata; Amphibia; Anura; Ranidae.